Drosophila obscura is the source of this 539-nucleotide messenger RNA. RefSeq lists its product as uncharacterized. The transcript has 2 exons. NCBI's taxonomy places the organism in Eukaryota, Metazoa, Arthropoda, Insecta, Diptera, Drosophilidae. The coding region runs from base 89 to 502 and encodes 137 amino acids. The record is from RefSeq and is a predicted model, not a curated record.
ACAAACAGUAUGCCCUGUGUGCUGACAAACAACCUAUUUGUCAUCUCUCAUUUCUCGAACGUAAAUUCGUUGAACCCAACGCAAGAAAAUGAAUAAAAUGUCGUUUGCCAAUGAGAUAUCGGACAUGUCGAUGGGACUUUUAGGAGGCGCUAUCACACUUAUACUGGGCGUGGCUCUCUUUAUCGCAGUGCAUCGUUGGAGGUUGCAUCGCAGGCAACGCCUCAGCAUGGCUCUGGUGCCCUGGGCCGGACGCUCCGUGGUCCGGGUGGAGAAUUUUCAGUAUCCCCUUGAAACGGAGGACCAGAAGGCUAUGUGGAUGCAGGCACGCUACAUUCAUUAUCCGCCAAUGGAUCUGGGCGACGAUACGAUGCCGUUGGAGUAUGAGACGCAAAUGGAUAUCCUCGCCGACAUGCAGGAAAUGUAUCGCAAUGGAACGCUUUUCCCCCAUCACCGGCGACAGCAACGAUGGCCGCUGUAUCGAUGGAAUAUAGUAAGCCAGUAAUCCAUGUGGCAUGUUUUGAAUAAAAUUCAUAGUGUGA